This is a messenger RNA of Neltuma alba, 1252 nucleotides long. RefSeq names its product receptor-like protein kinase FERONIA. Gene Ontology annotation, molecular function: ATP binding; transmembrane receptor protein tyrosine kinase activity. The record is from RefSeq and is a predicted model, not a curated record. Lineage: Eukaryota; Viridiplantae; Streptophyta; Magnoliopsida; Fabales; Fabaceae. Gene Ontology annotation, cellular component: plasma membrane; plasmodesma. The transcript has a single exon. Gene Ontology annotation, biological process: protein autophosphorylation. Bases 154 to 1047 code for a protein of 297 amino acids.
ACCAAUAAUUUUGAUAAUAUGUUCGUUGUGGGAGUUGGAGGGUUUGGUGAUGUCUAUAAAGGUUACAUCGAUAAUGGUACAGUUCCGGUGGCAAUCAAACGGCUCAAGCAAGGUUCCUAACAAGGGCUCAAAGAGUUUGAAACUGAGAUUGAAAUGCUCUCUCAGUUUCGUCACCAUCAUUUGGUAUCUCUUAUUGGUUACUACAACGAUGACAAUGAAAUGAUCCUUAUCUAUGAGUUCAUGGCUCGUGGGACUUUCCGUGAGCAUCUUUAUGAUUCUGAAAACCAACCACUUUCUUGGAAUCAAAGGGUGGAGAUUUGCCUAGGUGCUGCUCGAGGACUGCAUUACCUACAUACAGGGGCAAAGCAUGCAAUCAUUCAUCGUGACGUCAAGUCGAAAAACAUCUUAAUAGAUGAAAACUGGAUGGCCAAGAUUUCUGAUUUUGGACUAUCCAAAAUGGGACCUGGAAGUAUCUCUAGAUCAAACAUUAGCAUAAGCACAUUAGUGAAAGGAAGCAUUGGAUACAUGGAUCCAGAAUACUACACAUGUCAAAUAUUGACGGAAAAGUCAGACUUGUACUCAUUUGGAGUUGUGUUGCUAGAGGCAUUAUGUGGGAGGCCUCCUAUUCUCCGUGCCGUGGAGAGGGAGCAGCAAAACCUUGUAGAGUGGUUUAGAAAAUGUGUUGAUCAAAAUGAGAUUUGUGAGACGGUGGAUCCAAACUUGAAGGGAAGUAUAACAGAAGAGUGCUUAAACGCAUACACUGAGAUUGCGUUGAAAUGCUUGGCUAAUAAUGGGAAUGAACGGCCAUCCAUGGGCGACGUGAUGUUGGGGCUAGAGUCUUUGAUGGAGUCGCUGAACGAAGCAGAGAAGAAAAAGCUUGGCGGGACUCUAAAUGAGGAGGUUACUGUUGAAGAAGGCAUCGAGGAAGUGAGGUUUGACGUGGACAAAAUUGAAGGAAGGAGCAAGGAAAGAGCUCUGAUCAGGAAAGCGACAAAAGCUGUAGAAAGAGAAGCAGGUUUUACGAGCAGUGAUGGAUCAAGGAAUUAAUCAAACAGCAGCAAGUUGAAGAGGUCAAGCGGCGAGCAUUUUAAGUUAGAUCAUCCAAAAGUUUGAUGAAAUGAAGGUCACUAAUGCAGGCUAUGGUUGUCUGAUGAUUUUAAGUUACGUUCAUUUCCAUAUAUAUGUGUGUGCGUGGUUGAGAUUUGAGAACGUUGUGUAAUUAUAUUUCCGAUGCGCCAAACAAUUUGGUUCA